Messenger RNA from Nanorana parkeri, 1245 nucleotides. RefSeq names its product leukocyte receptor cluster member 9 (gene LENG9). Gene Ontology annotation, molecular function: metal ion binding. The record is from RefSeq and is a predicted model, not a curated record. The transcript has a single exon. Bases 22 to 1227 code for a protein of 401 amino acids. Lineage: Eukaryota; Metazoa; Chordata; Amphibia; Anura; Dicroglossidae.
GAAAUAACCUCACAGAAUGAAAUGGAAGAGCCUGAGCAGGAGCCAUCUGAUAAAACAUUAUGCAAAUUUUUUCUUGCAGGAUCAUGUAGAUUUGGUGACAGAUGUCGAAACACCCAUGUAGACACAUCUGAUGAUUCUGCACAGCCUACUGCUAAUAAAGACAAUUUAAGCAUAGACAAGGCAUUCAGCGAACCAAAAGGCAAAAAGCCUCCCAUGAAGACAGCCAGUGAUGUCAUCUCCAGAAUACAAUGGGACCCCAAUUUGCCUAAGGAGCAUUUUUCAGUUGGUUAUCUUGAUAGAUUUUUGGGGGUAAUUGAAAAACCUUUCUCAGCUUUUUGUUGGGAAGAUUUAGCUUCAGCUGGGGUAGAUGUCCUUGCUAUACCUAAACAUCGCAUCCAGUACUUUAAAUAUCAAAAGCUGGUGGUGUGGGACAAAACUAGUCGCACAGAUGAUGUGUUCGGUUCAACAGGAAGUGGAUUGACCAUCUUAGACAUAAUUGAACAGCACAAAGCUCUUGUACAAACUGAAAAGAAUGAUGAGGAAAAAAUUGAAGAAGUGGCCCCUGAUUUAUUGGUUGAAGAAGAAGAGUAUGAGAAUGAUAAUAAUUUGCAGAAGCAAAGCACUAAAAAAGUGAGGCCUACUCACUUUAUUGCAGUCCGCAUUAGCAGUGAAGUAGUGAGAAACUCUGUAAAAGAGGUACAAGAUGCUCUGUUAAAACAGAACACAAAAAUAGCAGAGUUCCUAACUCCCCUGCCAGAGCUUCAUUUAACAUUGUGCCUUUUGCAUUUGGUCACUUCAGAUGAAAUAGAAUUUGUUCAUCGAGUCCUUCAAGAAAUUAAGACUGAAAUUCAGAGGAUCCUUUCUCCAAGCCUAAUUUUAAGCUUUGAUGGACUGAAAGAUUUUCAUUCACGUGUGCUGUAUUUGGCACCCAUGUUUGUUCCAGGAUUGUCAAGCUUUGUGGAUACCCUAAACCAAAGGUUUCGCUGCAGAGGCUUAGUAGUCAUAAAUCCACCGACUUCCAACAGCUUACAUGUGACUAUAGCAAAAGUGCCCAGAAAUAUGGCCAGUAAAAACCCCAGCCUUCUGUUCCUACCAGAGGUUUACAACAGUAUCCAGAUUACUCAUUUUGGGGCACAACAUAUUGAUAGCAUUAGCGUUUGCUAUGUUAGUAGUUCAAGACGCACUGAUGGAUUCUAUACAACACUUCUAGAACUGCCAAUGUACUGACACAGGGCUACAAAUUUC